Molecule: messenger RNA, 2296 nt
Organism: Gossypium raimondii (Peruvian cotton)
Lineage: Eukaryota; Viridiplantae; Streptophyta; Magnoliopsida; Malvales; Malvaceae
Product: ubiquitin C-terminal hydrolase 22
Exons: 3
Coding region: 238-1905 (555 amino acids)
Biological process (GO): protein deubiquitination
Molecular function (GO): cysteine-type deubiquitinase activity; zinc ion binding
Source: RefSeq, a predicted model, not a curated record
AAAUAAAAGAACCAAAAUCCACACUCUUUUAUUCCAAAUCCUAUCUGUUUUCUUCUUUUAGUAUUUCCAGUUGGAUAAUUUUCUUGGAAAACCAUGUUUCUUUCUUUUUAUGUUCUUUAUCAAUAUAUAUAGAUCGUAGUAUACUGUUAUUUAUUAUUAAUAGAUUUUUUUACACUUGAUAAAAAUCUCAGCUUCAUACAUAAAUUCGAAGCCAUUUUUGUAUUCAACAUCAGCAGCAUGUGCGCAAGAAACUCUAUCUACACUAACCCCAAACCCUGCAAACACCUAGCUGAUUACAAGCUCAGGCAUGGCUUCAAUACUUAUGAUUCCAUCCGAAAUUGCCUCAAGACCACCCCUAAUAGAAGAACUAGAGUUGCUAAACACACCACUAAAAUACCCAGAUGCAGUUUCUGUGAUAGAUAUCAAGGAAGACUUUACUUUUGUUUGAUGUGCUCUUCACUAUGGUGUCCAACCCACAUUCUUUUACAUACCCAAUCUGAGAAAGGCCAUGAGGUAGCUAUUGACAUGGACAGAUCAGAGCUUUAUUGUUGUUUGUGUUGUGAUCAGGUCUACGAUCCUGAUUUUGACAAAAUUGUAUUGUGUAACCAAGUCAAGGACUUGCCUGGAGGUAGUAAAAGUAAAACCAAUCGUUUUGAGGCAAGUGGUGAGAGAUCAAGCAAGAGAAAGAGAUUAGAUUCUGGGAUAGGAUUAGAUUUGAAGAAAUCAAAACUGUUGGUUUCAAUGAGAGAUCGGAGAGCAAAAUCAUGUUAUCCAUUGGGAUUGAGGGGAUUGAACAAUCUGGGGAGUACUUGUUUUAUGAACUCUGUGUUGCAGGCUUUGCUUCAUGCUCCUCCUUUGAGGAAUUACUUUCUGAAUGAUCGACACAACAGUGUUCAAUGCAGGAAAAGAUCUGGUGAAAAGCUCUGCUUGCUUUGUGACAUUGAUGCUAUUUCUUCAGCUAUGUUUUCCGGUGAUCGAACGCCUUAUACUCCUGCUCACUUUCUUUAUAGCUGGUGGCAGCAUUCAUCGAAUCUAGCUAGUUAUGAGGAGCAGGAUGCUCAUGAGUUCUUCAUUUCAGUUUUAGAUGGGAUUCAUGAGAAGGAAAGCAAAAUACGAAACUCCGGCAAAGAUGAUGGAAACUGCCAAUGUAUUGCUCAUAGGGCAUUCUCUGGGUUGUUGAGAUCUGAUGUGACAUGUAUCUCCUGCGGAUUUACUUCCACAACUUACGAUCCUUGUGUUGAUAUUUCACUCAACAUGGACACGAGUAAUUUGUCUUCAUCCAAUGCUAACAAACCCAUUAAACCCGAUGAGAAGACAAGUGCGUCUACUCUUUCGGGUUGUCUGAAUUUGUUUACAAGAGCUGAGAGGUUAGGUUCUGAUCAAAAACUUCAUUGUCAAAAUUGUCAAGAACUACGUGACUCGUCAAAGCAACUGUCUAUUAGAAGACUCCCAUUGGUGCUGUGUUUACAUAUAAAGAGAGUCGAGCACUCUUUAGUCAGAAAAAUAUCGAGGAAAAUCAAUCAGUAUAUGCAGUUCCCUUUCUCAUUGGACAUGACUCCAUAUUUGUCAUCCUCCAUUGUUAGAAGCAAGUUCGGGAAUAGAAUAUUCACUUUCGAAUAUGACAACUCCAAUAGUUCUGCAGCAUAUGAGAUUUUUGCUGUGAUUGCUCAUUCGGGGAUGCUGGAGUCAGGACACUACGUGACUUAUCUGCGACUAAAGAACCAGUGGUACAAAUGCGAUGAUGCUUGGAUAUCUGAGGUUGAUGAAGGAAUAGUGAGAGCUUCACAGUGUUAUAUGUUGUUCUACGUACAGAAGCUGCUUUACAAUAAAGCGAACGAGGAUUCAAGUUUCGUGCGUAUUUCCCCGAGUAGAGAUCCAUUUGAAUCUACUGCCGGUUGUUCCUAGUGCAACAAACUCAUUCAAGCAAGGCCAGCUAAAGAUAAUUCAAGCAACAAUUUUCUUGGAUGAAACAUUCUUCUGGUAUCAAACCAGUCUGAGGUACAAAUAUCAGAAACCUGAUCAUCAGAUACAAAUAUUUAUAUAUCCAAAUAGCAAAUUCUAUGGCUACCAGGUAUUCCUAGCAGUUAUUGGCCAAAAGGGGAAGUAAAAAAUCAAACCAAUUUUCAAGUUGGGAUCCCCAAAACCUCUACAAGAUCCAAGCUCUGAAUUUUUUUGACUGCAGUGCAGGCAGUCGUGUAAAGAAUAAACAGUUAACAUCAUUGUAUUGUAUGCUCCAUGUGUGCUACAAAAUUACUGAAAGGGUCAUUUUUUUUUAAUGGUUUGUCCUUUUCUGUCA